Messenger RNA from Xyrauchen texanus (razorback sucker), 3820 nucleotides. Its product is annotated as solute carrier family 2, facilitated glucose transporter member 3-like. NCBI's taxonomy places the organism in Eukaryota, Metazoa, Chordata, Actinopteri, Cypriniformes, Catostomidae. The coding region runs from base 449 to 2095 and encodes 548 amino acids. The transcript is spliced from 11 exons. The record is from RefSeq and is a predicted model, not a curated record. Gene Ontology annotation, molecular function: hexose transmembrane transporter activity. Gene Ontology annotation, biological process: response to insulin; monosaccharide transmembrane transport. Gene Ontology annotation, cellular component: apical plasma membrane; basolateral plasma membrane.
GGCGCUGAGUAUCGGAUGCGUUGGUUUGUCCCUCCCCACGAGCUCCAUUCGCAUCCUAACCAAGCCGAAUAAGGUAUUCCCGCAUCACGAGUCGCUGUGACGGAACAGCUGUCACAAGACGUGAUGCGGAAUACGCAUUGUGGAUAAAUAAAGAGGGGGUGUGGACUCCUGGUCUUACGUGCUCAACCGACGGUAUUUCGUCAAAGAGGAACGUGCGGUUUGUCGUGUAUGUGCUACGUGUGACGAAUAAACGAAUACAUCACUGACAGAGCUCAAUUUCCCUAGACUUCAGUGGCAGGAGGUUAACUGGAUACGUGCGCGCGAACGGGUGGUCAAAACGCGCGAAAAAUACGCUUUUAAAGGCAAAAUACUCUCUAGCAGCAUCUUGUGUGCGAAGUCUCACGUUCACGCAGAAUCCAUCUAUCUUGGACCUUUCCACUCUGGCACGAUGGAGGGGGAGAAGAAACAGGUAACAUGCUACCUCCUGUUUUCUUUGUCAACUGCUGUAAUCGGCUCGCUACAGUUUGGCUACAACACAGGAGUCAUCAAUGCACCUGAACAGAAAUUGCGGUCCUUCUUCAACGACACGUGGAUGGAGCGUUACGGGGAACCCAUCAAACCAGGCAUGUGUACCAUUGUGUGGAGUUUUGCGGUGGCCAUCUUUAGCGUGGGUGGAAUGAUGGGCUCGUUCAGUGUCAGUGUCUUAACCAACAAAUUUGGAAGGCGAAAGUCCAUGAUUCUUGUGAAUGUCUUGGCUCUGGUUGGUGGAGGUUUGAUGGGGCUGUGCACUCUCUGCUACUCUUUUGAGAUGAUCAUUGCUGGCCGGCUGAUUAUUGGGUUGUUCUGUGGGCUCUUCACUGGUCUCACUCCAAUGUAUAUUGGGGAAGUGUCGCCCACUCCACUCCGUGGGGCUUUUGGGACCCUGCACCAGCUUGGUGUAGUGGUGGGCAUCUUAAUCGCUCAGAUCUUUGGACUGGAGUCUCUUCUGGGUUCACAUAAGCUCUGGCCUUUGCUUCUGGCUCUAACCAUCCUGCCUGCCAUCCUGCAGUGUUUAUUGCUGCCGUUCUGCCCAGAGAGCCCUCGAUACCUGCUCAUCAACCUCAAUAAGGAAGAGGAGGCCCGCAAAGCACUUGUGCGUCUCCGUGGCUAUGAGGAUGUGGAGAAGGAAAUGCAAGAGAUGAAAGAGGAGAGUAUUAAGACAGCAAUGGAGAAGAAGGUGACCAUCCCAGAGCUCUUCCGUACUGCAGCGUACCGCCAGCCUCUCCUCAUCGCAGUCAUGCUGCAUCUCUCCCAGCAGCUCUCAGGCAUCAACGCUGUGUUCUAUUACUCGACUGGUAUAUUUGAGUCAGCCGGGAUCACUCAGCCCAUUUACGCAACCAUCGGAGCUGGAGUAGUCAACACUGUCUUUACUGUAGUAUCUCUCUUUUUAGUGGAGAGGGCGGGACGGAGAACUUUGCACCUGACUGGUCUAGGUGGGAUGGCCAUCAGCGCCUUGUUCAUGACCAUUGCCUUGUUAUUGAAGGACAUUGAGGCUCUUCGCUACCUCAGUAUUGCAGCAGUUUUUGCCUUUGUAGCCAUGUUCGAGAUGGGUCCAGGGCCCAUUCCAUGGUUUAUAGUGGCUGAACUCUUCUCCCAGGGGCCACGUCCUGCUGCCAUGGCCGUUGCGGGAUGCUCCAACUGGACAGCCAACUUCCUUGUGGGACUCUGCUUCCCCAAAUUGGAGGAGCUGUGUGGGCCAUAUGUCUUCAUUAUAUUCAUGAUCUUCCUCAUACUCUUCUUCAUCUUUACAUACUUCCGCGUUCCUGAGACAAAAGGGCAAAGCUUUGAUGAGAUUGCUCGGGGUUUCAGUGGAGCUCCGCCUCCAGCAACCACCUCCACACAGUCCGGUGGAGUUGCACUGCCCGCCUCUCCAGUUAAAGAGAAGGUCCCAUUAGUGGAAGCUUCCAAAUCUUCCUCUGACCAGGGGCCCAGCUCAUCCAAGCUGCCUGCAGCAGAGGCUAAAAAGGGGGAGGAGAAUCUUAGCUCAGUGACCCAGCCAUUGGUUGAAUCUAAUGAAGAGGAGAAAUCUAAUUCCAUCGCCCAAGGAACGGUGUAGAACUAUAUAUACAUCUUAACUCGAUUAAAGCCAUUAUAUGUACCACUGAAGAUAGAAAUACAAUGCUAGAGAUUAUUUACAGGCAAAAGAAUAUUUAUUGUAAACAGAUUUAGAUUUGAACGGCCGUGGUGAGUCACAAAAUCACCCAAGAUAUAUUUUGAAAGGAUAUGAGAGCUCAUGGUGUGAGCUUUAUUUUAUUGUGUACGUUGAUAAUUUAUGGUUUGUUGCAAUAUUGAGUCGUGUUUUAAAGGUUUUAUCCUUUUUAUUGCUAAUAUAUUCCUGUUUGUGCAUUUUGGUAACGUUUGAACAUGGUGUAUCAAAUAGGACCUAGUUUCCUAUCUCAAAAAGGACAAAAGAAGGGAAUUUUUACAUUUAUCUUUCAUAAUUUACUCAUCUUUCAUGAUAACACAACUGUCAAACCUCUCUUUCUUUAUAGAAGUGUCUUUCCUUUCCAUUUAAUUAUCUACUGAUCAAGAAAGAAUGAUUGUUAGCUAAAUCCCAAGCACCUACACACAAUCUCAAGACUUUUGCAAUGACAAUGUUCAUUUUGUACAAUAUUACAUAAUAGAUAGAUAGAUACAUUUGCAUUAGUACAGAUCACUACUUCCAUUUAACAAAAUGGUAGUUACUUAGUCUCUUUAUGAGAAGCUUAUGCCAAGAAUAAAAGCGCUAGUUUACUGCCAAAAAGUCUAAAUAGGUUUAAAUAAACAAAUUAUUCAGAUAGAUAAGUCACUCUUUCAUCUAAAAUCACAGUCAUUUUCUAGAGGAAGCAAAUGGACUGACCAGUGUUUUAUGAAUUGCAUGGUUGCUAUUAACAUCCAAGUUUCAAAUAGCCGAGAUAAAGAUUUUUAGAAAAUGAUGUGAUCAGGGAGGAAAUUUGCCUAUAACCAUUAAUCAUGCUACUGAAUUUCCUGUGCUUGCUGGUUUAAUAUACCAGCAUUAUGUUCACCAUAUACUGUAGUCUGUGCUGCAACGAUUCAGUUUGAGGUUUGACAGAAAUCUUACCUGAUUUGAAUAAUGUUUUUAUAAUGACUGUAUCUCCGCACUUUCUGACACUUUGAGUCCUUUUCAAUGAGAACACAUACAGUAUUUAUUUAAAUAUUUAUACAUAUAACAGAGCAUCUGUAAUCAUAAUUUUAUCAUUUGAGUUAAAAGACACUUUAUGCUGCCAUGCUUAGGUGUUGCUAUUUUUGUCUAGAUAGUGACUGUGAAAGUAUUAAGCACAUUUAAAGGCUAGGGGUAAUAUGAGGAAUGGUGCUUUUCCCAUUUCAGUGUCUUGUGAUCAUGUACGUAUUGCACGGAGAGAAACUAAAAAAAAAAAAUAGACCAAGACCGACAACAUUCCUUUCAUAGUAGUGCGCUGGUGUUGUAUUCCAGCGGUCAAGAGCCGCUUCACAUCGAGCACGCCCUCUUCGAACACUAGCAAACACAGCAUCUUAGUAACUGUCAAAACCUUUCACAUACCUUAACUGUGCAUAAUGUACACAACAUGCAGUUUCAUGCUUACUGUACAGAAUUAAAAGGGCAUUACCCUAUAAAUACGUUAGUUGAAGUGUCUGUGUUGAAUGGUGUAGUUGUUGUAAUUGCAGGUCAAAAAGAGUAUGUUCUACACUGAAGUGUUGAUGCUUUGACAUUUGUAUAUUUCCUAGUGGGUUUUCAAGCAAGUGUAUUUAAAUCAUGAGUGGUACUGUGUACAGUUGUUUUAUUAUUUUGUGAAUAAAUAGU